Messenger RNA from Peronospora farinosa, 1398 nucleotides. The record is from the annotation of a GenBank genome assembly. NCBI's taxonomy places the organism in Eukaryota, Oomycota, Peronosporomycetes, Peronosporales, Peronosporaceae.
AUGAGUCGUGAAGAGCGAAAAAUGGCGCAAAUUAUCGCCAGUAUCGAGCGCAUGGAACAGGAGGCACGAGCGUCGGGAGAUGACAGUUGCAGGACACAAGAGCCACAUGAUUGGACGAGACAGGGAGGAAAAGGGAAGAAGGGAAAGAAGGGAAAGCUGUUAGGUGUUAAGGCUAAAACAGGCAAGAAAUCGAAGGUCUCAGCUGGAGGAGAAGGGAUCAAGGCGACGUUUGAGCAGAAACUGACGCCGAAGCAGCGCUGGAUCCAACUCUGGAGCGCACAACUGGAUGUUACAAAGGAAAAGGACUGUGGCAGCUUAAAGGAGGGUGUAGGGGAGAAGAAGAGAGAAGAGAAUGUCGAGAUUGAGACGACUAAAGAGCCGGUCGACACCACGUCUUUUGUGGCAGACAAAGUGGAGUCUAGUGGACCACACCAAUCUGCGACAUUUGUUGCAGCUAAGGAAGAAAAGGAAGGAAGCGUGAUAGAUGAGCCAAUUGAUGUAUCGAUGGUGCCACUGGCCUUUGUUGCUCCUAAUGAUAAGGCAGUCCCUGUCUUGAUUCCGGUCAGUGCGAAGGAACAAUUUACAGAGGUAUCCAAGACAACGAUGACGGCGCCUAGAGAAAAUGAUGUGAUAGCUAUGGAAUCUUCUUCGUCAUUGGAAUUACGUGUGAAGACUCCGCUGAACAACGAGUCGUCGCACUUGUCUCCUCCAUUGGAGAGGAACAGUCCUACUACAACAGCAUCAAUUAGCCCAUCUGCAAAGGUUAAGGAUACAGAUGCGCCAAAUACCAACCCAACAGCAGCGGCCAAGUUUUCUCCCGCAGCAACGGAAAAGGAAGAUUCCAUCGCGGGUGAUACGCAGGAUUUAUCUGCAAAGGUACCUGCUGCUUUUAAGCUAGAGAGGGCGUGUAGUAGCAGCAACAGUGGGAGCAGGGGAGACGACGCCUACUCGAGGGUGACAUCAGAUUGCCAGAGUGACCGUGGUAGAAAACGCAACUGGGAAGACAUGGAGUCGCCCAUGUCUGAGGAGGCGAAACGGCGCGCGGAGCGGAGGAGAAAGCGAAAGUCUAAUUGGGAUGUAGGCGACCCUCGCAAGGGAGGAAGCCCUGUUGCUGAUCCCAUGAUCAGUGCCGCCGCCGCUGCGGCUAACCAACAGUCAUUCGCGAAGUACCCGCCUACUCGGCCAUCUUGGCGUCAUAGCCAAAGCAUGAUGGAAAUAAAGCCGCAGUUCCAGAGCAGCUACCGGUCUUCCAGUUUUUACAACAACGGUCCAACUGCAGGAGGAAGGCGAGCAUUUUAUCACUCGAGCUCACUACCUCAAGAUCGUUCCCGGAGUGCAGGACGCUCGUCAACGCGUCACAACUACGGAAACAGCAGCAGCGGUAGCAGCUACCGGUGA